CGCCCCGCUCCGCCCCGCGCUGCGGCCGAGCCGAUGGCGCCUGCGGCGGGGCGCUGGGCGCCGGCCCUGUGGAGGGCCUGCAACUGGCUCAUGGCCGCCUUCUUCGCGCUGGCCGCCGCGGUGCAGGUAAAUGAUCCAGAUGCAGAAGUCUGGACGGUGGUGUAUAUGAUACCUGCGGUACUGACUCUGCUUGUUGGACUUAACCCCCUUGUCACAGGGAACUUUAUUUGGAAGACUGUCUCUACAAUGCACAUAUUCUUCUGUAUCUCGUGGGCUGUCGGCUUGGCGUACUACCUCAUGCUUCAUACACAACAGAACAUCAUACAUGAGGAAGAAGGCAGGGAGCUGUUUGGUCUGGUGAUUAUUACAGCAUGGAUGAGCCUAUGCCACAGUUCAUCAAAGAAUCCAGUUGGUGGACGAGUUCAGUUGGCUAUUGCUGUUGUGAUUGCUCUUUUCCCACUUAUCUCCUGGAUCUACAUAUAUGUACACAAGGAGAUGCGAUCCUCCUGGCCAACUCACUGCAAGACAGUAAUUUAAAUGAAGUCAAGAAUCCUGUUCUUAAAAUGAGAAUUUCCAUUUUUUAUAAACAUGGUUGUAACAAGCCAGUUUCCUAGGAGUUAAUU
Ceratotherium simum simum (southern white rhinoceros) is the source of this 623-nucleotide messenger RNA. It is a transcript of the gene TMEM220, whose product is annotated as transmembrane protein 220. Lineage: Eukaryota; Metazoa; Chordata; Mammalia; Perissodactyla; Rhinocerotidae. The record is from RefSeq and is a predicted model, not a curated record.